Endocarpon pusillum Z07020 is the source of this 858-nucleotide messenger RNA. RefSeq lists its product as uncharacterized. Gene Ontology annotation, biological process: regulation of G protein-coupled receptor signaling pathway. The record is from RefSeq and is a predicted model, not a curated record. Lineage: Eukaryota; Fungi; Ascomycota; Eurotiomycetes; Verrucariales; Verrucariaceae. The transcript is spliced from 3 exons. The coding region runs from base 1 to 858 and encodes 285 amino acids.
AUGACCGACUCCCUAGCACAGGAAGAAGCAGACAGAUUCUUUUCCAACAAAGAUAGAAUUACCACUCAUCCAGAGGACGCGUCUGAUUCGGAUAAUCAUUCAGAAAUCAACGAGAAGGACAUUACAACUGACCCAUACCACUCGGACCCUGGUGACGACGAGGAUACAUUACACAGCAUGGCAGCUACCGCUACCGCGACCGCCACCUAUCAUGUCCCUCACACCUUCUUCGACGCCAACACUGGUCCCAAAGGCGUCAUAGCUGACGCACGUUCAUUCAAUCGAGCAAAGAAGACUUCUCUACGUAAUACGUUUCUAAACAUCACAAGUGGUCACUAUUUCCAACAGAGCUCCAAAUCUCGACAGACGACUCCACCGACGGGGAGUGCCUCGACAGAGAAGUCGGGAAGUGGGCAUGAGGAUGAGGAUGACGAAUUCAUGGAGCAAUGGAGACAGAGCAGGCUGAGAGAGCUCGCUGCAGGUGGCUCGCAGAAGCACCAAAGACGCCAAAGUCCAAGCAAGCGAAAAUGGGGUUUCUUCAAAGAAGUCGAUGCCAGUGGGUAUCUAGAUGCUGUAGAAAAGACAGCUUCAGAUACUGUGGUUGUGGUCUGCAUAUACGACCCUGAAUCAGACGAGAGUGCUGCCGUGGAGGAAUCGUUACAUAUCCUCGCACAAAAACAUGCAACGACCAGAUUCGUCAAGCUGCACCACGAGAUUGCCGAGAUGGAGCAUGUUGGCGCCCCAGCCAUUAUUGCCUACCAGAAUGGGGAUGUCAUCGCUAUGCUGGCAGACUGUUCGGCUGUUGGCUUGGAAACGAAUCUGCGACGGAAUGGCAUGCUGGUCGAUACUACUUAUUAA